CCUUUUUUCAAUGGGAAGCCAUGAUGGAAGUUUGAGAGUUUAACAGAGAAGCGAAGGAAAAGGAUCUGACUGGAUACCGCUCCUACGUGACAUUUAAAUAUCGAGUUUUUAAUUUCUUGGUGGAGGCUGUCACCUUUCAUUUCAUGUGUUGGAAUUUGGACAUCGCGGAUUGUUGCAAUGUUCGAUGGCUUUUAUUUUUUUAAGGAUGGGUAGGCGAGCUAGCGCGCUAGCCGUUGAAGCUAGCGGCUAGACGGAGCGCGAGCGGAGUGCGAGCGGGGCUUUGACAACCGUUCUUGAGGUGGAAGCGCACGGAGAGGACCCUCUCUCCGCCUUUCUGUUCAAUCACGGCGGCUACGGUGCGACCAGAGACUUGUCGUGCACUAGAAAUUCUGCAAUUCGAGACGUUGGACGUUUCUUAUCUUUUAAACCGGAGCUCGUCUGAGCUGAGGAGGGCAUUUUGGAAGCCGGGCCUGUGGUGGUUUGGAGCGAGGCCCUUGAUGAGAGAGCCACAGCAGACUCCAUUCUAGCUAGCAGGGGGACUGCGUAAAGAGCAGAGUAUUAAGUCGACCGAUCGUCCGAAAGCAACAAUACUCUCUCACACACUAAAAACCUUAAAGACUCAUGUCACAGCCAUGGCUGCGAUCAUAAAAGAAAUUGUCAGUCGAAACAAAAAUAGAUACCAGGAAGAUGGAUUCGAUUUGGACUUGACCUAUAUUUAUCCGAACAUCAUAGCUAUGGGCUUUCCAGCUGAAAGACUUGAAGGUGUCUACAGAAACAACAUAGAUGAUGUAGUGCGAUUCUUGGAUUUGAAGCAUAAAAAUCAUUACAAGAUAUAUAAUCUAUGUGCGGAAAGACAUUAUGAUACUGCCAAAUUUAACUGCAGAGUUGCACAGUAUCCAUUUGAGGAUCACAAUCCUCCUCAGUUAGAACUUAUUAAACCUUUCUGUGAAGAUUUGGAUAAGUGGCUCAGUGAAAAUGACAAUCAUGUGGCUGCCAUUCACUGCAAAGCUGGAAAGGGACGUACGGGUGUCAUGAUAUGUGCGUAUUUGUUACACCGAGGCAAAUUCAAAAAAGCACAAGAGGCUCUGGACUUCUAUGGUGAAGUUAGAACCAGAGACAAGAAGGGAGUGACUAUUCCCAGCCAGAGGCGAUAUGUGUACUACUAUAGCUACCUUCUGAAGAAUAAGCUGGAGUACAAACCUGUGGCCUUGCUCUUUCACAAGAUGGUGUUUGAGACAGUGCCCAUGUUCAGUGGAGGGACUUGCAGGGAUUCUGCUGUAAAAAGCAAGAGUGAGCAGAUUCCACAUGGGUUCAGAAAAAACAAUUGGCAUUGGGAUCCUCAGUUUGUGGUGUACCAACUGAAGGUGAAAAUCCACACCUCAAACCCAGUGCACACAAGGCGAGAGGAGAAGUACAUGUACUUUGAUUUUCCACAGCCACUGCCUGUGUGCGGAGACAUCAAGGUGGAGUUCUUCCACAAGCAGAACAAGAUGCUGAAAAAGGAUAAGAUGUUUCACUUCUGGAUGAACACCUUCUUUGUCCCUGGACCAGAUGAGAGCUCAGAGAAGGUUGAAAAUGGUGGUUUAGUGAAGGAACUGGAUGGGAACCAAACCACAGAACGGGGAGAGAAUGAUAAGGAUUAUCUAAUCCUGACUUUAGCCAAGAACAACUUGGAUAAAGCCAAUAAGGAUAAAGCCAACAGAUACUUCUCUCCAAACUUCAAGGUGAAGCUGUACUUCACAAAAACAGUGGAGGAACCAUCCAACUCGGAGGCCAGCACUUCUACAUCUGUAACCCCGGAUGUUAGGGAUGUUGGAGAUGAUGUUUACCGGUAUUCGGACACAACAGACUCGGACCCUGAAAAUGAACAGUAUGAUGAAGAACAGAUUACUAAAGUUUGAAAUAUUUUUAUGGGAAGAAAAAAGAAACCAUAUGUAAUAGAGUUGUAUAAAGGAGAAAACUUGAAUAUGAACUGAAAGCAAGUACUUUUUUUUUUUUUUUUUUUUUUUUCUUUUUUCCCAAGCUGAAUUAGGACACACAUCACACAUAUGCCACCAGUUGUAGGGACAAAAAUGCUGACCAAUUGUUCUUUUGUUCAUUUACCCCGCUCCAUGAAGUAUCAACACUGAUGUUUCGUGGGAAAACCGCGUCAGUAGCUAUUAUGUAAAUACAUGUUCAUGCCGUAACACAAGAAAGGAAACCCAGUCAGGAUGGGAGAUCGUUUAUGGGAGAAAUUCAGUGGAGAUCGUAAUUCGCUGCUCCAUCAACCUGUUGAAACCUAGGCCAGUGCUUUAAUCAGCAUUCAUGCCCCCAUGUCUGUCCUUCUCUAGUCUGUCCUACCUACUGUGAAAUGCUUCUCAUGCUGCUGGAAGGCCGCCAUGUGUCAUUCGGGCUCUGUUGUGCAGUGGAAACUGCGUCGCUAGCCAUUUUUCAGUCUACUUUCAUCAUUACCACUACUAGAAUGGAGGUGGUAAUGAUUCUACUAAACUACAUGACACCUUGGCAGAAAACACAACAUAUAGCUCCACCAUGUAUUAUUAUGAUUUUUUUUUUUUUAAUGCAAAUAUACACAUGAACACAACAGGGAAACCAGUGUUGCAAUAAUGUUGAUCGAAGGUGUGCAUGUUAUUGGAAUCAGUUUCCAUGUUGUUAAAUAAAUAGUAUACAAUGUUUUUCUAAAAAAAAAAAAAAAAAAAAAAGGUUUCUAAAGUCAUUUACAAUUGGAUUGUAUUUGGGAAGGAGAUAUUGCCAUCAUUCUUUCUUCUGCAGAUGGGAUUUUAAUCUAUAAACAGUCAUUCAGUGACACUUCAUUUAUAUAAUUCAUAUGUUUCCCUUUCAAAAUUGCCAUUUGUUUAAAUCAACUCUCACAGGAUGAUUUUGUUUUCUGUUUCACUUCUUUAAGGCUCAUGGUUUGAGCUCAAGGUAGCGUCAGUUGUAAAAUUCUUCUUCAGUAUGUUCUGGGAUACGGAUCAAUCUAGCUUGAAGGCUCUGUGGUUCACUACAGCGAUCACAGGUCAGAUUUGGUUUGAUGGUGUACAGCAUCUCGUGUAAUGCAUGUCAACAUGGAGAAGCCCUUUUCUGAAUGUAUCAACCUUGGCUCCAAGUUUUGAUUACAUUUCAACACUAUUUACAUUGUUUUUCUUUCUUCCUGGCUAUGUCAGUCAUCAGAUCUUUGGCUCCCUAUAACAUCUUUGUAGCCUUAUCGUGCAUGAUCUAAUGAAAUCUGGAUCAUUUAUCCAGCAAUGGUGCUUGCUAAACUGUAAACUCAAUGUAUAGUGCAGUCAUUUUGGAGCAAAGAACCUCAUGGUGCAAGCAUUCAAACGCACUGCGGUGCGUGUUGUAACUGUUAGUCGCACAUUGAUGUGCAUAAUCAAUUAGUUUCCAACAAUUUGAUGUCCCUCACUAGCUAGAGUUCUUUUUUUUUUCUUUUUCCUUAUUCUUGAACAGGCCUUAUUCCCUUUGGAAUGAGCAUAGUGCAGCUACGGAUUUUACAGUCUUGUGCUUGCUUCAGAAAUAUUAAAGCCCUAUAUAUGAGAAUAUUUAAAUGUAUAAUUUUCUUUUAAGCAUGCCAAAUCUUUUUUUAACAUCUGGCUGUGGCCAGACCAAAAACGGAGAGAGAGAGAAGGAAAAAAAAAAAAAACUUUCUCAGUCUCUUGGGCAAGAAUCUUCACUAAGGGUAGUGAGUAAGCUGCCUUUCUCGUACUGUUAACGUUCAGGCUUCACUCUUCUCACCAGCCCGCUGCACACACCGUACAUCUCGCCUUCCUUUAGAGAAAGAAUAUGUUUCCCUGACAUGAAGAGGAGACUGGGCCUUCCUUUAUGAGAUUGUACACUAACCAAUCCAGGAAUAAAAGCAAGCCUAUCAAGGAUUCGCAUUUUGUUUACAUUUUAUCACAUCACUGAAAACCUGCCAAAAUUAAGCUUAAUCAUUUUUGUUUUCUUUGUUGUUUUAUUGUUUUCUUUAUUGUUCAGAGGAGGAGGCAGGGCCCACGGGAGGUAUUCUUUGCCUUACUUGAAGUUGACAAUGCUUACUCUUCUACUGCUUUGAUACCUACCAUUCUGCCCAAGCACUGACUUAUUUAACUACUAUAAUAGAGCAACAUAUUGUACUAGACAUUUGCACUGUUACAGGUCUUUGCAGGGUUUCAGUCAGCGGUCCACAGUGUUUUUUUUUUUUUUUUUUUUUUUUUUUUCUGAAAAUGCUUCACAGCAAUCAAUAGUA
Messenger RNA from Cyprinus carpio (common carp), 4222 nucleotides. Its product is annotated as phosphatidylinositol 3,4,5-trisphosphate 3-phosphatase and dual-specificity protein phosphatase PTEN-like. Gene Ontology annotation, cellular component: cell projection; cytosol; plasma membrane. Lineage: Eukaryota; Metazoa; Chordata; Actinopteri; Cypriniformes; Cyprinidae. Gene Ontology annotation, molecular function: phosphatidylinositol-3,4,5-trisphosphate 3-phosphatase activity; inositol-1,3,4,5-tetrakisphosphate 3-phosphatase activity; phosphatidylinositol-3,4-bisphosphate 3-phosphatase activity. The record is from RefSeq and is a predicted model, not a curated record. Gene Ontology annotation, biological process: negative regulation of cell population proliferation; regulation of phosphatidylinositol 3-kinase/protein kinase B signal transduction; phosphatidylinositol dephosphorylation.